Molecule: messenger RNA, 1104 nt
Organism: Parnassius apollo (apollo)
Lineage: Eukaryota; Metazoa; Arthropoda; Insecta; Lepidoptera; Papilionidae
Source: the annotation of a GenBank genome assembly
AUGAAUUGGGACAAAGAAACCGUUGUAAGGUUUUUAGAACUUUACCAAAUGAACCCAUGCAUUUGGGACCCUGGAAACGAGGGGCAUAAAAACCGGCAAAGAGUAAACGACGCGUGGAAUACAAUUAAAGACAAUUUGGGUGUACCAUGUACCCUGCAAGAUUUAAAAAAAAAGAAGGAGUCGCUUAUGUCUGCGUACCGAGGUUACAAAACCAAAAUAAAGAAAAAGCGAACGAUCCGGAUCAGGUGCAUCCGAUGUGUAUCAACCAAGUUGGAUGAAGAACUUACGAUUAAUGAAGAUCAAAACACAGAACAGGGCCCUAUAGAUCAAAAUAUUAGAAGCCAAGAACAACAGGAAUUAAAUUCAAAUGAACAACAGGGUUCAACAGCAAGACCAAUAUUGCAUAGAAGAAGACAAAAUAAUCCACCUGAACUUAUAGAAGCGAAAAAACGAAUGGAUGAAGCAUAUAGUUUUAUGAAGCAACAUUCCCAGCUGCAGCUAAAGGAUGAAGAUGAUGAAUGCUCUACCUUUGGGGUACUUGUGGCUAGAAAGCUACGAAAACUUUCUGAACAACGCCGAGACAUCAUGAUGGCAAAAAUACAUGAGCUAUUUGUCGAUGAACACGUCUACAACUUCAAUUUGCCUAAUUAUUCUUCCAGUCGCCCAAAUUCUGCUGCAACAAUGCUAUCAUACACACCAUCACCACCCCAAAUCAAUAUCGCAUCUCCGUCAGCGGUUGCAAGUUCGCCAAAGGUUGCAUAUCCGACAGAUGUGGCAUCUCUGAAUUCUGCUACCAGUCAACCUAAUUCUGAUGCAACAAUGUUAUCGUAUACACCAUCACCACCGCAAAGCAAUAUCGCAUCUCCUCCACAGGUUGCAUUUCCGACAGAAGUGGAAUAUCUUAAUUGUGUUAACAGUUAUCCAAAUUCUACAAAGGUUUUGUAUACGUCAUCUUCACCGCAAAUGGAUGCUCCUUCUCCUGCAUAUCAUGUUGAAUACUCAGAAUACUCUAAUGAUACUCCUUUGAAUCUACCGAAUCCUACUUCUAGAAUGGUGUCGUAUACACCAUCACCAUCGCAAAUACCUCGAGGGAAAAAUAAUUAA